CCCAAUUGUCUGUUGACAAACGUGAGCAAUCUGUCCCGUUUCACUUUAGUCAUCAAGAAGAAUAAAAAUGUAAUAUUGCAGGAUUUGGUCAACGUGGUGAUCUUUGAAGUGGAUUCUUCAUGACUUUGUGAACCCGGUCCAGGAGAAACCAUGCUUAAAUGGUUUUCGGGUGAAGAGGGAGAGCCUGGCUCUGGAGGCUCGGGCUCUCCACCCAGCCAUGCCGGUGGCGGAGAGAUUCCUGUGGAAGAAAUGGCAGAGAGGCUGACCCAGACUGAGCAGCUUGUCACUCAGCUGAAGGAGAUGAUUCGUGAAAAAGAUGCAGUUCUUUGCUCCAAAGAUGACCAGCUGAAGGCUGAGAAGGAGGCCUGUGAAGCCAAACUGUCCAAACUGCGUCUGCAGAACAAGGCCAAGGUGACGUCUCUGACAGCACAGCUAGAGGAGCUGAAGAAGCAGCAGGGCCCGAGCACACCGACACACGGCAAAAAGGGUUCAUCAGAAGGAGGAGAACAAGCCAGCCGAGGCAAGAUUGUCCUGCUGAAGAAGAAGGUUGAUGAACUAGAACAGCAGCUUGCACAAAGAGAUGUGGAACUGGAAAACAAAAUGAAGGAGUUGGAGUCUCAGCGGCAGCGUGGUGAAGAAGUGGACACUAUGCUGACAGAGAAGGACAAGAAGCUGGCAGAAAAAGAGGCCUACAUUGUCCACCUGCAAACAGCGCUGGCUGGAGAUCAGCCCAUCACACCUGCACCACCACAAAAGGCUGAGGACGGCGGGGCGAUGCAGGAGCUGCAGUUGCUGGUACAGAGCUUGACUAAGAAAGUGGGGGAAGCAGAGGAGCGCUACAGUUUGCUGCAGGAGCAGACAGACAGCCUCAAAGACCUGCUGGCUACAGAGAAGGAGCAGUACAGCCAAAAGGAGAGCAUGUACAAGCAGAAUAUCCAGACAUUCAAAGACAUCAUCAUUCAGAAGGACAGCCAGCUGAUGGAGGUCAACCAGAUGCAUGAACAGGAGCUCUUCAAGCUAGCAGCCAAGUCAGAUGCCAGUGCAGACUUGGAGCAGCUUCUCAAGGCUCUAAAACAGAAGCUUCAUGAGAAGGAGGAAGUGCUGCUGGGUAAAACUCAGGUCAUUGAUGUUCUCCAGGGAGAGGUGGACGGGAGAGAUCAGCAGAUAAAGGAACUCUCAGAGCAGCUGCAGAGGCUACAAGUCGAGCGAGAGAGCCUUGAAUCCAAAAUGGAGGCAGAGAAGCAUGUGAUGCGAGCACAACUCCGUGACCUGAUGGAGAAGCAGCAGGCAGAGGUGCAGCGAAUGACCGAGCAGCAUCAAGCACAGCUGGAUCAAACCCAACAGGAUCUCAUGAGGCAGCUGGAGGACCUGAGGAGAGCCCAGGCAGCAGCACCACCUGCCAGUCAAGAGGCAUCAGGAAGUGGAAAUGUGCUCACAGAUUCAGCUUCCAUCCAGAGGAUAGCUGAGCUGGAAGCACAAGCAAAACAGAAAACAGAUGAAGCCAGCAGAUCAGAGGCCAAGUUCCUAAAAAUGAAAGCUUGGUCUAAAAGUCGAAUCAGACAGCUGGAGGAGGAACUGAAGAAAAGCCAGGCUGGAGUCGCUCCCCCAGACCUGACUGCCCUGCGGAGUCGCAUCACUGCACUCGAGGAGGAGAGAGAAGAAAACCUCUGGAAGGUGGAGCAAUACGAGGAGGUUAAAGCAAAAAACGAAAUGCUGGAGGCAAAGUUGGUGGUGUAUGAGGAGCAACAGAGGACACUGCAGGCAGACUUGGAGCAGUUCACCAAGAGGGCUGCCUCUCAGGCAAGUGAAUCAGGCAGCGCUGAUGACACUCAGAGCCAGGUGCUGGAGUGGCAGGAGAUGGUAGCUGAGGUGGUCAGUGCCAGAGACCGGGCCAGGGAGGAGAAGGCUGCCUUGUCCCUCCGUAUCAGCCACAUGGAGGAGGAAAGAGAGGAACUGAUUGAGGAUGACUGGUUCUUUCCUGGCUGCUCCGAUCCAGCACUGGUCACUCGGCAGCAGGAGUUGGAGGAGGAGUUGGCUCAAGCUCGGAGGCUCGACCAGCACAGGGCCAAGAAGCUGGCACUUCCAUCCCAGCGAAGUCUGCAGGAGGACUUUGAGCUCGAUGGGCAGGCCCCGUUUCAGGAUCCUCGAAGUAUCUCAGAGAGUACCACUCCAAUGGAAGGGGAGAACAUGGGAGAUGGCCUGCGGUCUGUUGUGGAGGAGCUGGAGCUGGAAAGAAAUCAACUACAGGAGCAGAUACUGAGCCUGGAGGAGCGCUGCCAGGACCUGGAGGAUCGACUGCAGCUGCAGGCCCGUAUAGAGGCAUUACAGAACGAGUCAGACAAACUGCAGAGCCAACUUGCAAGUGUCAGAAGUCAACAAAGCAGAGAGGCGGAGAAGCAUCAGCUGCUGGUUAACAGUCUCAAUGAACAGCUCAAAGGGCUGACUGACACACAGGAGUGCCUGCAAAGCUCCCUCAUUGAGAAGGAGAAUACUUUGGCCAAGACAUCUGAGAAACUUGAGGUCAUCAGCAGCCUUCGACAAUCACUGAGUGAAAAAGACAUUCAGUGCAAAGAGCUGUCUGACAAGCUCCUUCAGACGGAGCACACUCUUGAGAACAUUUCCAUGAAAUACACUAUGUCAGAGAAACAAUGCUCUGAGUUGAAAGCAGAAGUUAUGGAUCUCACACAAAAGCUGAGUGUGCUGAAAGAGAAGACGCAAAAACAAGAUGUCACCAUUGAAACAUUACAAACUGACCUUGAUCAGACAAACGAGGAGCUGGACAAACUGAACACCUCGCAUUUGGAAGAACGAGCCCAGCUCAUUUAUGACCUUCAAAGCUGCGAGCGGGAAAUCGAUAACCUUAAAGAUGCUCUGCUGGAAAAGGAUAAAGAGAUAUCAACUCUUGUUGGGAACAUGGCUGAGUAUGCAGAGCAGGUCUCAGCACUGAAACAAGAGAUCAAACUCAAAGAGGAGAGCCUGGUACAAGUAGAAAAUGCACUGAGUAAGGCAGAGAGGGAGGCUAAUAUAAUGAAAGAAUCACAGAAUUCAGACCAGCAGGCCCUUAAUAAUAAGAUCACAGAGCUGGUGGAGAAACUUAAGGAAGCUGAGAUGGAGAUGGUGAAGGCCAAAGAUGAACGAGAGUCUAAAGGAGUUGAGGUGGAACACUUAAUCAAGCAGGCUGAAAAGGAUAAGACGACUAUUCAGGACCUUCGAGGAGAAAUCCAGAAGCAGAAUGUGAGCCAUCAUAAUCAUCUUUCUGAAUGUGAAACGCACAUCACUUCACUAAAGGAACAGCUGGCAGUAUCUGCACAGAAACUACAGGAGUCAGAAGGACUUGUUUUGCAGCUUAAGGAUAGAAAUGCAAGUAAUGAGAAACUACAGCAAGAGCUUAAUGAGAAAGAGCAGACAUAUGAAAAGGAGCUCAAGUCUUUCAAGGAAGAACAGAAUAAGCUUUUGGCACAGGUGGAAAAGUAUAACACUGACUUUCAGACCUUAUCAAAGCAAUUAGACAAGCAAGUUCAGAGUGAAGAGAAUGUCAAGCAAGUAAUGCAAGAGAAAAUGAAAAAGAUGGCAUCACUCGAAAACCAGCUAAAGGACGAGAGGCAGAAAUUCAACACUGAAAAUGAGAAACUGUGCAAUGAACUUCAAAGCAAAUCUGAAAAUAUCUCCAAGCUUGAAAGUCUCUUAAAAAGCAUGACGACUGAAAAAGAGCAGCUCCAAGAAAACCUGAAGGGGCUGAAUGAGGAGCUUGAACUCGAACGUAGGAAUUUAAAAGAGCUAAAUGAAAAGGUUACAUCUACUCUUGAAUUCAACAGCAGUCUGGAGAAUCAAGUGCAAGUUCUUACAAAAGAGAGAGACAGGCUUGAAUUGGAAGUAACUGAGCAUGUCAAAAAUACUUCACAGGUUACAGCCGAAAUGGAUUCCUUGCAAGUCAAAAUAUCUGAAUUGGAAAUGCAACACUCACAAAGUAACACAAUUAUUCAAGGGCUACAGAAAGAUAAAGAGGAACUAACUACUCGAACUCUUGAGCUAAAUAGAGUUCUUGAGCAAAGCACACAUUCAACCUCUGAGAUCAUGUUGGCAAAAACAAAUGAAUGUAGUUCGCUCCAGCAGCUACUCAGGGAAAGAGAGGAGACGGUGACCCAGCAGCAGGAAAAGGUGCAAAGCUUGACGUCUAAGGUAGACAAAAUGCAGCGCGACCUCGCCGAAAAAGAGCAGACUGUCACUGAACUUCAAGCACGAAUAGAGGCCCAACAAAAUGAGCAAGCACAGCUUCAGGAAACUCUGUCUCUGCUUCAGGAACAACAAAGUAGUCUGAAGUCUGGGUUAUUGGAGAAGGAUGCAAUGUAUAAACAGAAGCAGGAGGAGUUCCAGAGUUUGCAGAAGGAAACUGAAAACCAGAAAAAUAUUGUAUCCAGGCUACAAGCCGAGGCGGAGUCGCUCAUUGAGGAACGCUCACAACUCAGACAGCAACUGGGAGAGAGAGAAGAAAUGUUGAAAAAUUCAACUCAGGAAUGUCAGAAGCACAAAGAUGAACUGAAUAACAAAAACACAACUAUCAGGUCUCUAAGUGACCGAAUCAGUGUCACGGAGGAAAAUGCUAGAAAGCUUGAGUGUGAAGCUGAGCAGAGUAAAACAGAAUUGGCUAGUUUAAAAAGCCACAGCCAAGCUUUGUCCGAGGAGAACCGCCACCUUCGUGAUGCAUGUGAAUCCAAAGAAAAGGAGCUUGCACAACAAAGGCAGCUUCUAUCUGAUCUUGAUGGGCAGCUUGAAGCGACCCUUGACCAGAACUCCAGUUUUAGCAUGAAGAUUAGCAGUCUAACAGAAAAUAAUCAAAGACUACAGGAAGAGUUAGCACAGAACAUGAAAUCAGUUUCUGAACUUACUGCUGAGAGAGUUGUUCUCCAAGAAAAAGCUUCUGGCCUUGAAAUUCAGAUCUCAGAUAGUCAAAAAAUAGUUGCUAGUCUGUUGAAGGAGAAAGAGGAGCUUACUGCGGCAACAGAUGAAUUAAAAAAGGUCCUCAAGGAAAGCGAACAGGCAAUCUCUGUAGGUCUACUCGAGAAAACAAAUGAAUGUGCUAAUCUGUUGAAAAACACGAGGGAGAAGGAGCAACAGCUUCAGAGUUUACAAGAGCAAAUCGAUAGUUUAAAAAUGCAGGUCGAUCAGCUGAGCAUGUCCUUGGUUGAAAAAGACCAAACUGUGUCAGAGCAGAAUUCACAGAUAAUGGCCCAGCAGAACCAGCUGCUGCAGCUUCAGGAUACUGUAUCUAUGCUUCAGGAGCAGGGAUCAGUUUUAAAGUCAGGACUAAUGGAAAAAGAUGUCAUGCUGCAGCAGAAAGUUGAGGAAUGUAGUGUAUCUCUGAAUGAAGUCAAGCUACAGAAAGAGCUCGCAUCACAGAUGCAGGUUGAGGUAGAGUUGCUCAGGAAAGAGUACGUGGAGGCCAAACAACAACUAGAGCAGAAAGAACAAGCACUGAAAGAAGUAACACACGAAUUUCAGAACCACAAAGAUGAGCUGAAUAAACGAAAUGAAUCUGUCAUUUCGCUCAGUGCUCAGCUUGGGGCCAUGAAUGAGAGCGCUUCAGAGAUGGAGGUGGAAAUUAAUAACCUGAAAGCAUCUGUGCAGAAACUCACUGCAGAAAAUUGUCAGCUGAUAAAGGACGAGGGCCAGAGGAAAGCAGAGAUAACUGAUUUUAAAGACAACAUUCAAGCCCUCAUUGAACAGAAUGUUCGAUUGAAAUCUGAACUUCAGAAAACAGUGGCAGAGCUGGCCAAAGCAAACGAAGAAGCUGCUAAUCUCAACUUGGAAAUCCAAGGAAAAAAUGACGCCCUGAAACAGCAGGAGAAUUUGAUCCAGCAGCUCAACAGUGAGAUUGCUGAGCAGGGCGAGCUGCUGAAAGAGAAAGAAGGCAAAACUUUGGAGCUUGAAGAUUCUGUGUGUACACUCAGAGGCCAGGUUGACAGUCUGACAUCAGAGUCUUCCAUACUAAAGAAUAGUUUGGAGAAAAAGGAGGAGUCAAGUCUUGAAUAUCAAAGUAGUACUUCCGCUGCCUUUGAUAGUCUGGCUUCACAUCUACAAGCCAAAGAGGCAGAAUGUGAGAGCUUGAAAGAAAAGAUAUCACACCUUGAGGAAUCUGUCUCAAAGCUCAACAACAACCUGGAAGCACAGACAUCUGAAGCGGCAAACCUCAAAAUGGCCUUGGAAGAAAAAGAAGCAGCUCUUUUGGAACAAUCGAAAGCUCUCCAGGAUUUCCAGAAAAGAGGAGACGAAGCACUGCUGUUCAAAACUCAGUUCAUGGAAAGUACAGAGUUGGCGUCACAGCUGCAAAGUCAAAUUCAGUUACUGUCCACUGAGUCUGAAAAAUGUAGAAAGACGGCAGAAGAAACCCAAAGUGCCUUCAAUAACCUGCAGGAGAAAUAUGCUGCCACCUUAGAAGAGUUACAAGACUCGAGGAAGCAACUCUCUCAAAAGACAGAUGAGGUGUCUGAGCUCCGGAUGUUAUUGGAUGAUUCUAAUAACGAAUAUCAGACUGCAAAGACCACCAUAGAGACACUGAAAAAUAACUUACAUGUGAUCCAGGAGAAACUGGAGAAAGCUGAAGACUUGAACUCCAGUCUUUCAAAGGAAAAGGAUGACGCAUUUGCUUCGCAUCAAGCGAGCGUGUCAUUGUUGACUGUUGAAAUAGAAAGACUCAGAUCACAGCAUCUUCAGGUCGUGGCUCAGAUGAAUGCACUGACAGAAAACCUUGAACAGAGAGAAAUGGCUCUCCACGCAAUCAAUAGUCAGUACAGCGCCCAGGCCAAACAUGCAUCUCAGCUGGUUUCAGAAAUGCAGAAGUUAGAAGAGCAGAAUAAGAGACUGAAUGAGGAGAUAGGAUUGUCAAAGGAAGAGAAUCAGAAACUUCACAUUGCUCUCAGUAAUGAAAACACACAUUUGAAAGAGGAAUUUAGGAAACUUUUUGCAGAGAAAGAAGAGCUAGAAAGAAGACAUCAACAAACGUUGGCGGAGCUGCAGGUUCAAAUGGAGCAGAAAUCCAGCAGCGUGAAUGAACUCGUGGAGAGAAUGACAUCUGAGAAGCAGAGCCUUCAAGCAAAGGUUAGUGCCAAAGAUGAAGAAAUUUCUCAGUUGAAGGAAAACAUUCAAAAAAUAGAACAAAUUCUGCAGGAUUCAGAGAAAGAGUGGCUUUUAGUUCUGGAUAGAGAAAAGCAGGAAAAGAACCUUCUUGCAGAACAAUUGAAAAGUGUUGAAAAUGAGAUGAAAUCUAAAGAUGUUAAAGUAAAUGCUUUGAAACAGGACAUGGACAGCUUGCAGGAGAAACUAGCAGAGGCUUCCUCUGCUAUUAGGGAGGGCUCUAAUCAACUGAGCACGAAAGAGUUGGAGGCAUCAGCAUCCAGAGUUCAGCUUGAGAAUGUGUUAGCAUCUAUCCAGGAAAAGGAGAAUGAGAACCAUAUUUUGCAGCAGGCUCUCAAAGCUGUGGAAGACGAGUUACAAAGACUAGUAGUGAGAAAAAAGGACAAAGUUUCCUCUCUAUUGAAAUCUUCUGCUUUGAAUGAAGACAAAGCCUCUUUGGAGGACAUGAUAAAAUGGUUACAAGAAAGUCAUCAAAGUGAAGUAGAUGCUUUGGAAACAGAGUUGGAUAAAACUGUUGCAGAAUUGGAAAAAACACAGACUGUACUUAAUCAGAGAGAGCAGAAUAGUUGCGAGAAAGGUCAACAAAUAGCUCUUUUGCAAGAGACUGUGGAGCAUUUAAACACUCAGCUUAAUGCUGAAUUAGUGAGAGUGAAAGAAGCUACUGUUAAACACUCUACUUUAUAUGAUGAAUUGCAAACAAAAGAUGAGCAAAUCAGCUGCAUGAGCAUUCAGAUCAGUCAACAGAAGGAAUUACUCGCUGGCCUUACUCAGCAGAUAAAGGAAAAAGAUGCAUCCAUUGCCCAGGUCAUGGAGUCUGCCUCAAAUGAGAGAAUGAAACUUGGUGAGGAAAAUGGCUCGCUCUCGGCACAAUUAAAGAGCAUGGAGAGAGCACAUAAAGAGAUUUCUCAACAGUUAGAAGAACAUAUUUCGCACAGUUCAAGUGAAACUGAGAAAAAUAAUUUAGAGAAGCUCAUGCUAAUUAGGGAAAAGGAUGAGCUACAAAGUGAACUCACAAAAGUAUCGAAAGAAAAAGAUGCAGUGAAGAAGAAGCUGCAGGCUGCGCUUAUUGUGAGAAAAGAUCUGUUAAGGAGGAUUGAAGAAUAUGAAAACCAAAAAGAAGAGAGCGUAAGCAGUAAAACUGAGGUUUCACUGUUGCAUGAUCAAUUGCAGGAAGCCAAAAGUCAAGCUCAAGUUACAGCAGAAUUGCAUAAAGAAAAUAUUUCCCAACUUGAAAAGAAAAUUCUCGAGAAAGAGGGAGAAUUUGUUAAGUAUAAAACCGAAAGCAAAACACUUUUGGAACAGCUAGAGUCAGAAAAACAGAGUUUGCAAACCAUCUUAAAUGAUAAAGAAGCUCAUUUGUCAAAAACAUUACAAAAGCUCAGUGAGAAAGACUCACUAGUCGAGCAGCUGCAGUCCAGUGCUGCCGAGAAGGAAGAGAUAUUUGAGCAGAACAGCAAGGGUUUGACGCAGAAAUUAGAAGAGCUUCAAAAUGAAAUCAAGACAUGCAAAGAUGAGUUAAAGGACAAAUCUUCCUCUUCUGCUAGUGCUGUUGACUUAGAAAAUGAGCUUGCACAGGUAAAGUCAGAAAAGGUGACCUUACAGAAGAAAGCCCAGGCCGCCUUGCUGGCACGCAAAGAAUCAAUAAAGAAAGCUCAAGAAAAUGAAAAGAAAUUAACUCAAGAGCUUGCGGAACUAAAAGAUGACUACAAGGCGCUCUUGGAGCAACACUGCCAGCAGACGAACGAGCUAAACGCAGUGCAGUUGAGCUUGGAUGAGAAGACCAGAGAAAUGGAGGUACUCAAUAAAACCUCUUUUUGUUAUCUGGAUGAAUUGGAAACUUUGAGACAGCUUGUAGAGGAGAGAGACAAAACUCUUCAAGAUUUAAAGAUGUCUUUGGCAGAGAAAGAGAGCCAAUGCCAUUCUCUCUCAAGCCUGCAAACAGAACUUGAAGCUACUAAAUCUGGAUUAGAGGCUAUUUCUCUUGAGAUGGCCAAUAAAGAGGAGUCCCUCAUAGCCAUGGAGCAAAGAGCAGAUUCUUUGAAAUCAAGACUGCACAUCGUAGAGAACGAAUUAAGAGAGAAAACUGAAGAGUUUGACAAAUAUCGGGAUGCAAUCAGAGAUGCUGAGGUUAAGACCCAACAGGAGAAUCAGUCUUUAUUUGAUAAAAAUAAGGCUUUAGAGACUCAACUGUGCAUCCUUAAAUCUUCACUAGAGGAACAUAUGUAUGCAAAUGAAGAGAAAUAUCAAACCUUAUUGAAAGAAAAGGAGGCUGUUUUGGAGCAAAGUAAUCAGACGAAAGCAGAACUUGAAACAAAAGCUGAUUUAGUUUCGCAGAAAUCCUUUGAAGUUUUGACCCUUCAGAAGACAUUAGAACAAACAGAGCAGCAGCUCACUGAGGACAACCGUUCUUUGGCUAAGGAGCUUAAACAUCUGCAGCAGCAGUUUACUGAAACACAGAGGAAUAUGGAUUCGCUGAAGCAGGAAAAAGAACAUUUUGUCCAAUUAUUUAAUGAUCUGAGGGAUGAGGUGACCUCCCUGAGGAAGCAAUCGAAGGAGUCAGAGAAUGUAAAAGAGCAGCUGCUGGAGAAGCACGAUGCACCCGUUGAACAAGAGGGUCAAAACGAAGAAGGGGUCUGUUUUUCUUGCAAAUGUGCAGAAAACUUUGAAACAAAACUAAAGGAGCGAGAUGAUGCCUUGUUAGUUUCUCAAGCUCAAGUUUCUGAAAAGGAGGAACUAAUUGCUGCCCUUGAAAUUCAGCUACAACAGCAAAGCAAAAUGCUUGAAAACACUACUGAAAAGAUGAGAAGAGAGGGUGUUCAGCUUCAGAAAUCUCCUGAUGAGGGUGCCAGGACGAAUGAUCCGGAUAACCAAAACAAAGUUACCCUUCUAACAAGGAAACUUCAAGCAGCUUUGGUUUCUAGGAAAGAACUCCUGAAGGAAAAUGCAGCGCUCAAGGAAGAAGUAGAAAAUCUGUCAGCCAAACACGAAGCAAAAGAAACAGAGUACUUUGCUCUGCAAUCAUCUGUUUUAAAGUUGAAACAACAAAAUGCGGACCUGGAAAGUUCCGUGUCACAUUUCUCCGAAGAGAAGGACAAAAUGUGCACUGAAGUCGACCGCAUCCUUAACGAGAAUCGCAACCUAUCUGCAGCCUGCGAAAGUUUGAAACUAACUAUAGAAAACAUCACUCAGCAGAAACAAGCCUUCUCGUGCCAGCUUGAAUCGCUCAAAGAUUCUCAAACAGAAGAGCUGACCAAGUGGAAGUCGAAACACGCAGAGCUCAAGCAAGAGUACGAGUCUCUUUUGCAAGCUUAUGAAAAUGUCAGCAGUGAAAUGGACAAGAUGAGACAGCUUUUAGAGGGAGCUAAAAGAGACAGGCAGGAAGCCCUCCGAAAAGUACACAAGCACGAAAGUGAGAUGGAGAUCCUGGGGAAGCAAGUCCGAGAGAUGGAGGAAGAAAAUAAGAGAAUGAAAGAAAAAGUGGAGGAAGUUUCCAAAGAGAAAAUGCAGAGAAUCGAGGAGCUGCAGGAGCAGAAUGAGAAAAUCAAAAAACAGGUGAUGGAAAUGAUGUGUGAUCUAAAUGAUAAAAACCAACAACUGGAGGCAGAGACUGCCCCAUUUAAGGACUCCUUCGAGGCUCUCAGAGUGAAACUUACUGAGAUGGAAGCUGAAAAUAUCCAGCUAGCAGGAAGGCUGGAAGAAGCUACCUGUUUGCUGGAAAAGAAGAACCUGGAAUCCAAUACAUACACAAGCAACAUGCAGAACAAACUUGACGAAGCACUCAGUUUGAAUAGUUCACUGACUGCUCAGAUUGAAGCUCAGAAAACUGAACUUGCUGCUCAAAUGGAAAUCAACAACUUGGUAGAGAGGGAGAAGCAGACCCUUUCAGAGAGAAUUGAGAAAAUACAGAAUGACCAUGAGUCGCAGUUGGGAUUAAAAGAUGACGCAGUUAAGGAACUCAAAGACAUUAUCACCAGGCACCGCCAAGAGACUAUUAACCUGAAUGAGAAGGUGAGAAUUUUGGAGGAUGACAAGUCACUUCUGCAAGAGGAACUUGAGAACGCUCAAGAGCUCUCAGACAAGGUGAAAAAUGAAAAUGAAUAUUUGGAGACUGUAAUCCUCAAAAACUCGGAAAGGAUUGACGAACUGACUGAGUCUGUCGGUGCCCUGCAGUCCCAAAAUGCGCAGCUUUCCACUCAACUUGCAGCUAGUAAGGAGAUGAACGAUCAGAUUCGUCACGAAAAAGAACAGGAGCAGCUCAAGUUGGUCAAAGAGUUUGAGGAGAAACUCAAGACAGUUCAGAGAGGCAACGAGGGUUCGAAGAACAUGAAGAAAGAGCUGCAAGAGCUGCUCAAAGAAAAGCAUCAGGAGAUAAAUCAGCUGCAGCAAAACUGCAUCAAAUACCAGGAACUGAUUUUAGAUUUGGAGAGCUCUUUGAAGAGCUCGCAAUCAACGUGUGAACACUUGGAGAAAGAACUGAAGAAAAACUCAGAGAAGAUUGCAGAUUUAGAGGAGAGAGGUAAACAAGCUGAAGCUGAGCUAAUUGUGCACAAGAGUCAUCUCCGGGAAGCCAAAGAAAAGAUUGAGAGUACCGAGUCUGAAAGAGACCAGCUGGCUCUUCAAGUGUCGCAGCAAAAUAAACAGUCUGAAAAUCAGAAAUCACAUCUGACACCUCAAAAUGUAGAAGAAGCAAAAAUAAACUCUUACAUAGAGAAUCAGUUUUUGUUACAGCGGCAGAUAGAUGAUCUCAUGGAUUUAAAAGAGAAAGAAAGUCAAACAGUUGAUGAGCUGAGGCAGCAGCUAGACUCUCGAGAUCUCCAGAUAAAUACUCUAAAGAGAGCGGCUGAGACUCACGAAGCAAAGCUGUCUGCGUUAGCUUCCACACCACACGGGGCUAAUGCUACCAAACUUUGGAAUGAUUUGUACCAAAAAACCUUACAUGAGAAGGACAAUCAGCUGCUUGAGCAAGGCUUCAUCAUUAAAAGAUUCCUGGAAGAUAUGAGAAUGAAAGACAAAGAGGUCAAUGAGUUGCGGGUGACCAAGUCAAGACUGGAGAGGACGCUGAAUGAAUACUCUGUAGCUGCUGCUGCGCAUCAGAGGCAGCUGUUUGUUAUGAGCGCAAGCAAUGCUGAACUCAGUGAGAGUGCAGAGCUCAUGACUGUGCAGGUGAAGGAGCUCAGCGCUCAGGUGGAAAGAACAGAACAAGAAAAAAACGCGGUGAAGCGACAGCUGGCUGACAAAGAAGACGUGAUCUCCCAAAUGCAGCUCAGUCUACAGCAAGUGGAAAAGAUAAAUGCUGACAUGGAAGCUCAGAUAUUCCUUUUGCAGUCUCAAAAUGACAAAACUCAAGCCGACUUUGAGAAGCAGGAGGGAAUUUGUCUGCAGCUCAAAACGCUUCUUCAGAGCAAAGAUGCUGAGAUCUCCUCUCUACUGUCCUGCAAAGAUGGACAAAUGUCAGGCUAUCUGGAGCAACUGCAGGCUAACUAUCGUAACCAGGUGUCAGUUUAUGAGGACAGGCUGACAUCUUCACGAUACCAAAAGGAAAAGACGGACAAAGAGUUGAGAGCGCUUGAGGCCAAGGUCCGAAGUCUGCAAAUUAAAGUAAACAGAUCUAUCCAGGAAAAGGAGCAGAUGGAAGCAAAGAUGGAGUCGUUCAAGAACUCAAUGGUGUCUUUGCAGAGCGAACGGGAACGGCUGAUGUCAGAAUACAGAAUACUGGAAGCAAAGAGUCAGUUAGGGUUAAAGGGCAAAGAGGGCUCUCCCGAUGGGGAAGGUGGUGCAGCCAAAGGCCUUAAACACGAAAUUAGAAAACUGUUACAUCAGAUGGAUGAUCUCAAUUCUGAGAACGCUAUGCUCAGGGCUCAACUGGUCCGAUACAGGGAGGAUUUAAAUCAGGUUUUGUCCCUCAAGGACAACCAGUUGAAAGUAUUGCUAAAGAAGCAACAGGAGGUGAUCAAAAACCUCGAAACCCAAAAAGCUGUGGCUGAAAAGCAACACAGAGAGGCUCAGCUGGAAGUCCAGAAGGAAGAAGAAGCAAGCAAUGCAUUAAAGGAAGAGAAUUCUAAACUUAAAGCUCAUGUGUCCAAGCUGGAGGAGGAACUGUUAACUCAGAGAAAAGAGAGUGAAUCAACAAACUGGGGCAAGGUGAUUGCUGACUUGCAGGAAGCUGUUACAGCCAAAGCAUCUGAAUGUAAUGACCUGCAGCAAAAACUUCUUUCUCAGAAGCUCUCAACUGAUGACCUCAAGGGGAAAAUGCAGCAGCUGGAAAAUGAAACGGACAAAAAAUUGUCUGAAGCAGAGGAAAAGUACAACAGUGAGCUGGAUGCCUUUGAGCGCGAGGUGGAGCUGAUGAGGAAUGAGCGAGAAACUGCAGAUCAGAGGGUGGCAGAGCUCGCAAAAGACCUACUUGAAAUAGAGCAGCAGUUAUCAGAGGCUAAAUCGCAAAGCAAAGAUACGAAGGCUCAGAAUGAAUCCCUGUGCAAGGCAAUGGCUGCUUUGCAGAAUGACAGAGACCAGCUCAUCGAGGACUUCAAGGUCCUCAGGCAGAGAUAUGAUGAAGAACUCCGAGAGACUCGGGCAGCCUUAAGCAAGGUGGAGCGCAGUUUGCAGGACACCACUUCAGAUUUGGCCAUGUUUGCCAAAGAGAGGGACAUCCUUAUUCGUAAAUUAAAAGCCUUUGAGAGUAAAGACGCACACGGAGAGCUGAACAAGCUGCUGGACGAGCUGACGAAGGUUUUGCCAGAAAAGGAAAGAGAACUAAAAAAAGUCAUUUUGGAAAACAACACUUACAGCAGGCAACUGUCAGCAUUCUCCAGAUCAAUGGCCAGUCUCCAAAACGAUCGUGAACGGCUGAUGGACGAAUUGGCCGGGGCUAAAAGAGUGGUUGAGUCCAGGCAAGGGUCGAGCCCAGAGGCUGUCGGUACGUCGAGCGUGGAAAAGUCAAAGGGAAGUGGCGUCAGUGCCUUGGAGACUGAGUCAGAUGGGCUGGGAAUGCAUCAGAAGAUGGACGAACUGCAACAAAUGGCACACAAAGAAGUGAGAAGUCAGCAGGAAGCAACAGCAGAUCAGAGAUCUGAUGCUGAGCCGAAGGACCUGCCAGUCAAACAGGAAAGCGGUCUGGAGGAGGUGGUGAGUCGUUUGGAUGCAGAGAGGAGGCAGCUUCACAGAGAUCUGCAGCGCUGUAUGUAUGAGAUUCAGCAGCGAGACCAGUACUUCCAGCAGCUCAACACAAAGUUGCAGGAGGCAGUAGAGGAGAAAGGUGCUGUUACAGCUCAGCUAAGGGCUGUUUCCCAGACGCUGAGGGACACCCAGAAUCGAUGUCAUUGGCUGGAAAGCCAAGUCCAAAGCCAGGUGCAGGGUUUACUUCACACUGAAGUUGCACCAGGGGCUCCACAGGAGAAGAGCAACGACUCCAUGUUAAGUGAAAGUGCUGAAGCCAGUCAGCUCAGAGAAAGGCUGCUGGAGGUGGAGCUGAGUCUGGCAGAUGAGAGAGCCAGGAGAGAAAUGGCCGAGGAGGCUCUGCGUCUUGCUGAAGACAGAGUAAAGAGUGCUGCCUCCAGUCUGUCCAGGGACAGUCACAGAGACUUCAGUAUCGAGAUGGAAGCUGAAGAGGAGUGGGAAGCUCUAACUCUCAACCCAAAUCAGCCUCUCAUAACACGAAAGGUGAAAGGAGGGAUGGUGGCGUGUCGACGGUGGCUCCGAGGCAGGAGCCUUUACUUCUCCAGGCUGCUGACGAGUCGCACUCGCUCUCGAUAUUUCUUUCUGGCUUACUUGUUCACCAUACAUGUGCUUGUUCUCAUGUGCCUCACUGGAACCCUGUAGGCAAAGUCGUUCCUGGACAAAACACAAACUGGCUGAAGGGUACAUAUGAAAGCUAACAGAGAGGGGCCUUUGAUUUUCAGUGAAUAACUUUGUGCAUACACGGUAAAAACCUGAAACUGACACAUUGUUCUCUGUUAAAUAUAAUGGUAAUGGGGGGGUGGGGGCAGGGACGACAGUUUCUUUGCAUCUGAUUUAAGUUUUCUUAUGUUUGUAAGUAGACCAAGCCUUAAAGCCGUUGGCUUUGCUUGCCUUCAAUUUCUUUUCUUUAAUUUUUUUAAGAGCCACACUGGAAAGGAGACGAGAAAAGAGUUUGUUUGAUGUGACCCUCGUGGAAAAGCUGCACAGUUUGCAGAAAGCCAUAUACACCCGUACUUAACACUAAGAAUUGUUUGAAAUCUCCUCUACACACCAGCUGCUGCUUUUCUUGUUUGCCUGAGUUCAUGUGUUGCACAUGAUCACAUAAUCAAAAUGCUGAGUUUAAACUAUGCACUGAAACUCCUAAUAUGUAUGUAAUCAUUUUGUGGAAGCUCAGAAGCACUACACCUCUCCCACUCUGUUCCCUUUAAACUGUAAAGCCAAAGGUGUCUGUAUUCUUACUUUGGCGAGCACCCUCAUGCCUGUAAAGCUAGUGGGAGACGUAAUAUUCUCAAGUUAACGCCAGUAUCAUGGUGUGCCAUUGAAAUUGUACUGCAACACAGUAGCAGGUACGAGUUGUUUGUAUUUAAGUUUCUCCUGUAUUUAUGUCUGCAUCCACACAUGCACGCUGUACAGUGUGUCAUAUUUCUGUAUAUAUGAUUUUUAUCCUGUCUGCUUGAUGUUUAUUGACUGUAAAUUUUUCCUUGAUUGUUUAGAGGAUAAAAACAGGUUGGUAAGAAUUUUUUUUCCUAAAAUUACUUCGACUAACAAGCCAGAAUCCCCUUUGUGUAGAUUCAAUUAAAAAAACACAAACCGUACAAAUGAGUGUCAGGAUCUGUUUUCUGGCUUGUUAGUUGAUGCAUUUUUGUUGAAAAAUGCACAGUUCUGCACGUUUGUGUUAUAAGUAUCUGUAUAUAAAGGGUUCAAUCAAUGGACAGUGACCGAAAUCUAUUUAUAAAAAAGGUAAACUACUGAAAAAUGUUCAGAUGGCAUAUUUUCUCUACUGCCUCUAUUUUUAAACGUUGGCAAAGCAGUUGGCCUUGAGGCACAUGAGGCUUAACGUCGUGCAAUACUGUGUUGGGAGAACUUUUUCUGAUCGCCUUUCACCAUCUGGAGCGGACUUUAAUAAAGCUCAUUGAAGUUUUCUGCCCACA
Messenger RNA from Oreochromis aureus, 16238 nucleotides. RefSeq names its product golgin subfamily B member 1-like. The record is from RefSeq and is a predicted model, not a curated record. Lineage: Eukaryota; Metazoa; Chordata; Actinopteri; Cichliformes; Cichlidae. Gene Ontology annotation, cellular component: Golgi apparatus. The transcript has 29 exons. Bases 151 to 14949 code for a protein of 4932 amino acids.